Molecule: messenger RNA, 3119 nt
Organism: Sesamum indicum (sesame)
Lineage: Eukaryota; Viridiplantae; Streptophyta; Magnoliopsida; Lamiales; Pedaliaceae
Product: protein CHUP1, chloroplastic
Biological process (GO): protein localization to cortical microtubule cytoskeleton
Cellular component (GO): cortical microtubule
Source: RefSeq, a predicted model, not a curated record
UGCGACACAGUACCACUUUUUACUCUUCCGAGUUUCAGAAUAUCAGAACAGAACAGAAACAUCGUCGGACCCUUUUUCCCUGUUUCCAAAUAUUUGCGCCCAACCCCACCUCACUUCACUUUCAAUAUUGUAUUAAUUUAUUAACAGUUCAAGAAAAAGAAAACUUCAAACCUCACUCCUUUAGUGCGAUAAAUAUAAAAAGCCCACCUGCUUUUGGAUUCUUGAAUUUCAUUUGAAUCUACCUUAGGGCCAGUCUAUCGGGAGACAGAAUCCAUUCUUUUAUGGUUGUACGCCUUUCGGGUGAACUAUCUUUGUUUUUCUUAACAGACAAGAUCAUUUAGCUGAGUUUCUUGAUGAUUCUUGAAUCCCAUUGUUGUUUCUGCCGGGUUUUUUCUGGGUUUAUGGUUGUUUAUUUGCUUUUACUACUAUCUGAUUAUAUAUAUUGAUGCUUUAAGUUAAGAGUGCUGUUCACAAUGAGAGAAGAAAACCCAUCUGAGAACAGAGUGAAAUCUUCAAAAUUUGCUGAUCAAAACCAGGUUCCAAAGGAUAAUAAUCAUCGUAAUGUGAAGGGAAACAGCAAUUUUUCAAGAAUGAAAUCCUCUUGGGGUUCUCACAUAGUGAAGGGAUUCUCAGCUGCAGAUAAGAAAUCCAAAACCAGAGUGUUGCAGGCCACAGCUCAAAGCAAGAAGCUGCCUCUUAACAACUCUGAUACAUCAAACCAGAAGAACCAGCCAUUGGUUUCAAAUUCAAGAAUCAAAAGAUCGCUCAUCGGGGACCUUUCAUGCUCCAUAAAUGCUACACAAGUGCAUCCACAAACUGUUCAAAGCCAAAACAAGACAAAACCUUCAGGCUCUUCUGAAGAUUUGUUUCUUGAAAUCGAUCAUUUGAGGAAUUUGUUGCAAGAAUCAAAGGAUAGGGAGCUCAGCUUGCAAGCUGAGUUGUCAGAGUAUAAGAGGAAUCCCAAGGUGUUGGAAGUUGAGAGGGAGCUUGAAUUGAAGAAGAGUGAAAUUGAUGGCCUUCUCAAGAGAGUGGGAUGCCUCGAAAAUGAAAAGGCGAACCUUUCUGGACAGUUGGUGUCUUUGGCCUCUGUCAUGGGGAAGCAUGAGGAUGUUUUGGAAAGUGAAGUUCGUGACAGUUUUAGUAGUGUAGAGAUGGAGGUCUUAGAGUUGAGGCGCUUGAACAAGGAGCUGCAGCUUCAGAAGAGAAAUCUUUCUGGCAGGAUUUCUUCCUUGGAAUCCCAGUUAGCCACCCUUGCCAAAGUUUCUGAGAGUGACAUUGUUGAGAAGAUUAAAGCAGAAGCCUCUUUGCUGAGGCAUACCAAUGAAGAUCUAUGCAAACAAGUGGAAGGUCUUCAAAUGAGUCGGAUGAAUGAAGUUGAGGAGCUUGCUUACCUGAGGUGGGUUAACUCAUGUUUAAGAGAUGAGUUGCGGAGUUGCUCUACCAGGAUUUCGGACAAGUCAACAAGCCCGAAUUCCGUCGAGAAGAGCAGGGAAUCUAUUUGCUUUUCAUCUUUUCAAAUGGAUCAAGAUUCUAAUGAUACUGCCACAAAGAGGUUGUAUCUUGUCAAGAAGUUUAAAAGAUGGCCUAUUACUGAUGAAGACUUGCAUCAAAUGAAAUACAUGGACGAUUUUGUCAAUCAUAAUUGGGAUGAUCCCCUAGGUUUAGCACGAAGACACUCUAUUAGUGGAACAAAUUGCUGUCCCGACGAUCUGAUACUAAACAAAAAAAGGCAAUCUGAUAGUUUUAUAUGUUCCAAGGAAGCGGACAAGACGCCCGAGGUACUAGUUUCCGAAAAGUAUGACUUAGAAGUAAGCAACAGGCCCAAUGUCUAUACCAAUUCUCAUGAAGUUUCUAAGAUGACGGCUUCUUUGGAUAUCGAGAAAAGGACCUUACGAAUCCCUAAUCCCCCUCCGAGGCCUUCAUGUGCUGGUUUAUCUGGACCAAAAGAAGAAACUUCUAGUCGAACUUCCCCUCCAACUCUUCCUCCACCCCCACCACCCCCACCACCUCCUCCAAAGUUAAUGGCUAGAAGCAUGACAGGAACGGUGCAGCGAGCUCCCCAAGUUGUCGAGUUUUAUCACUCUCUCAUGAAGAGAGAGUCUAGGAAGGACUGCUUAAAUUCUGGGACUACAGAUGCAUCAGAUGUUGCAAACGUUCGUAGUAGCAUGAUUGGCGAAAUUGAGAACCGAUCGUCUCAUUUGCUUGCCAUAAAGGCGGAUGUUGAGACCCAAGGAGAAUUUGUGAACUCCCUUAUACGAGAAGUCAAUAAUGCUGUUUACCAGAACAUUGAAGAUGUCCUUGCAUUUGUGAAGUGGCUAGAUGAUGAACUAAGUUUUCUCGUUGACGAAAGGGCAGUGCUGAAGCACUUUGAGUGGCCAGAAAAGAAAGCUGACACAUUAAGAGAAGCAGCAUUUGGAUAUAGCGACCUAAGGAAGCUAGAGCAGGAAGUUUCAAUCUAUAAGGAUGAUCCUCGUCUGCCAUGCGACAUAGCGUUGAAGAAAAUGGCAGCUUUGUCUGAGAGGAUGGAGCGUACUGUGCAUAAUAUCCUCCGAACAAGAGACUCAUUGAUGAGACACUGCAAGGAGUUCCACAUUCCCACAGACUGGAUGCUAGACAAUGGAAUAUUAAGCAAGAUAAAGUUUGGUUCUGUGAAACUGGCUAAGAUGUACAUGGAGAGAGUGGCAAUAGAACUUCAGUCCAAGGGAACAUUGGAUAAAGAUUCUUCCUUGGAUUAUAUGUUGCUCCAGGGAGUGAGAUUUGCUUUCCGAAUUCAUCAGUUUGCUGGAGGAUUUGAUUCCGAAACAAUGCAGGCAUUUGAGGAGCUCCGAGACCUUGCUGUUGUUCUGAACAAAAGUCGAGACUGAAGACGCUAAACAGAAGAAGAAAAGAAAACAUCAAUCUCGUCAAGAGUUCUGAUUCUGUUCUUGGCUUACCACCUCAGUAAGCAUCAAAAUUUGUUUGUAGAAGAAUAUAGUCCCACAAAAUUAUAGUGGGAAAAUAAGUGAGCGGGUGAGGGACGCUCAGGCUAUGAUUCUUGUUAAAUUUUGUGGCUUUGGCAAGAAUGACGUUCUGAACCAACUCUUGUCAAAAAUCCGAAUUUGCUGCAUUUUGAUUGUCCU